Hipposideros armiger (great roundleaf bat) is the source of this 2271-nucleotide messenger RNA. RefSeq names its product transmembrane and ubiquitin like domain containing 1 (gene TMUB1). The transcript is spliced from 3 exons. Bases 1080 to 1820 code for a protein of 246 amino acids. NCBI's taxonomy places the organism in Eukaryota, Metazoa, Chordata, Mammalia, Chiroptera, Hipposideridae. Gene Ontology annotation, biological process: ERAD pathway. The record is from RefSeq and is a predicted model, not a curated record. Gene Ontology annotation, molecular function: protein binding.
ACUAGGGGGCAGCCAUGGUUACUGGGCUCCGAAGAGUUAAUCUGUGGGGUCCAAGGUGCCUUCUGGCCGUUCAUUCUGACAUAAAUAAGAGUAGGCCGGGUAGGGACCACCUGAGCUCACCAGAGCCUGCACCUCCGAAACACGGGGGCUCUGACGUGCUCCUGCUGACGUUGGUUUCUGCAGUGACAGAUGCCCCGCUGCCGGCGGGGGAGGGUGCCGAUACUGCUACCGCCCAGAUCUCUUAGGGUUACCACAACUCCCAAACCGCCCCGCCGGCCUCUCAAAGACUUGUGGGGACCGGAACCAGGUCGCCGAGCCCAGCACGUGGGGCCGCAGAACAGAGGGCGGGGACUGCGCACGGCCCGGACUACAAGUCCCACAAUGCUCCAGACGGCGGCGGCGGAGAAGGGGGGGGUAUCUCCAGGUGUCUACGACCUCGGCGCCUCCCGCCCGGAAGUGCCCGAGGGUCCGCUAUGGAGCUGGCGGAGCUGGGCGGUGAGUCCCUGCGCCGUGACCGCGCCCACCCCGCCAUCCCUGGCCCCAGCCAGCACCCACUUGCCCCGUCCCGGAAUCGCCCGUGCCCUCCCACGGCUCGAGGGUCGAGAAGAUGGGAGGGGCGCUGGAGGAGCUGGGGGUGGGGAAAGCGAAGCUUCGGGUUCUCGGGCAGGAUCUGGGGUCCUGCAAGGGACUGGGUUUGGAGAGGCUUCCAGAGGAGGCGCGAAGUCGGGCCUCCGCGGGGUGGGGCUUGAGUGGACCGGGAGGGGCCGAGUUGGGUGGAGGGUGGCAACCCUCGGAGGCUCCAGAUUGCCAAAGGGCGGAGUUUGACGUCUAGUGUGGGGAAGCCUUGGGAAGCAGAGACCCGGCCUGGUGGGUGGGGUUUGGGUAAAGGGUAACGGGGGUGGGGUGGGAGGUGCGGCAUAGAGGCCCUUUUCCUUCCCCCGUGGAGAAACUUUAACGAUGGAGUAGAUAAGCUUUGGGGUAGAUAAGCAGCUUUGGGGUGAAAUAGACGAAGGAAUAGACAAACUUUGAGGUGAAGUAGACAAGACUAGCUCCGUAGUGUGGCGGGCAAGGCAGGUGCCAUGGCCCUGAUUGAAGGGGUGGGUGAUGAGGUGACCGUCCUUUUCGCGGUGCUUGCCUGCCUUCUGGUGCUGGCUCUCGCCUGGGUCUCAACACACACCUCGGACGGUGCUGACCCACUCCCCCAGCCGUCCGGGACCCCAACACCAGCACAGCCCAGUGACGCCAUGGCAGUCACCGACAGCAUCCGAGGGGAGGCACCAGGAGCCGAGACCCCCAGCCUGAGACAUAGAGGUCAGGCUGCACAGCCAGAGCCUGGCACAGGGCUCCCAGCAACACCGCCACCCCCAGACUCCCCCCAGGAACCCCUAGUUCUGCGGCUGAAAUUCCUCAACGAUUCAGAGCAGGUGGCCAGGGCCUGGCCCCAUGACACCAUUGGCUCCCUGAAAAGGACCCAGUUUCCCGGCCGGGAGCAGCAGGUACGGCUCAUCUACCAAGGGCAGCUGCUGGGAGACGACACCCAGACCCUGGGCAGCCUUCACCUCCCUCCCAACUGCGUUCUCCACUGCCACGUGUCCACCCGGGUCGGGCCCCCGCAUCCCCCUUGCCCGCCGGGGUCCGAGCCAGGCCCCUCCGGGUUGGAAAUAGGCAGCCUGCUGCUGCCCCUGCUGCUGCUGCUGCUGCUGCUGCUCUGGUACUGCCAGAUCCAGUACCGGCCCUUCUUCCCCCUGACCGCCACGCUGGGCCUGGCCGGCUUCACCCUGCUGCUCAGCCUCCUGGCCUUUGCCAUGUACCGCCCGUAGUGCCUCCACGGGCUCUCGGCAGUGUGGCCGGCCCCUCCGGGCCGCGCUCCCCACGACACGGCGGGCGCUGCUGCCUGCCCAGGCCCACCUCUCCGGCCUGCCUCUUCCCUCUGCCCUGGAGCCCAGCCCUGCGCUGCAGGGCCCUCCAGGGGCAGGCGGAGGCCCCUCCCUGUGACCGCCGUGGCUCUGAGCCCCCUCCUGGGGCUGUGGGCCCUCCGCCCCCACUGACGGUCGGCUCCUCCGGCUCGGGCAGCUGCUGUCGCUGCCUUGGCCCUGGACAGAGCGGGGCCACACCCCUGGGCCCGGCUUAGUGUUCUGCCUGAGUACCCGGCCACCUCUAGUCCCCACAUGCUCUUUGUGCUGAUCUGGGGACCCAAGGACCAUGGGGGGCUGGGAGAGGUGGAGGGGGUUCUCUGGAACACGUGCAGAUUAAAUAACUGUGAAGUUUUCA